AUGGCUUCUCAAUGGGAUGCUAUGACUACUCGAUUGGACGGGAUUGCUAAUAAGUUGGAGCAAAGUACAAAGAGCACACAGGCAACCUUCCAGGACAUUGAAGCUAAGAUUGAAAGGCUAGGAAAUCCUAAUAGGCAGCUCGGUACUUUACCGAGCAACACCCAGCCUAAUCAUAAGCCUCAGCAGAGUAACCAGGGGUCCGGAUCAAAGUAUACUCCUCCUAAUGCUCGAAAUGAGCAAGUCAAUGCAAUCACAACAAGAGCAGCUGAAGAACCUGUUGAUGAUGAGAUAGAGAUGGAGCCGAAUCCAGCCCUGAAGACACCGGCCGUUCCAUCUACCACUGUUGAGAAACCCACUGUUGAGACACCUUCGGUGAAGCCUUACGAACCAAAGGUGCCAUUUCCUCAAUGGUUAAAGAAGGCAAAGAUCAAGGAAAACUUUAAGAAAUUUGUUGAUUUGAUUCAAACUGUUAAUAUUACUAUUCCUCUAGUUGAUCUUCUUGCAGGUAUGCCUAAUUAUGCGAAGUUUCUCAAAGAUCUUAUAGCGGAUAGAAAGAAGUUGGAAGAAGGGAAGAUGACAGUCAUGAGUGCCGAGUGUUUCGCCAUAAUCAAGAAUGAGAUUCCCCCUAAGUUGGAAGAUCCAGGGAGUUUUUUUAUUUCUUGUUCUUUUGGAAUUAAAUUGUAUAAGGCAUUGGCCAAUCUUGGGGCCAACAUUAAUUUAAUGCCUUAUUCGGUGGAUGUUAAUGUGCCUCUAAUCCUAGGACGACCAUUCCUUAUGACCGCGGAUGCAAUCAUCCGGGUUAAGGCCAAGGAAAUUUCUUUAGGUGUCGGUGAUGACCGAGUUGUUUUUAAUGUUGAUAGAGCUCUUAAACAUCCUUACUUGUGUGAUGAAUCUUGUUUCAGGAUAGAUGUUAUCAAAGAGGAGGAUGCCUUGGAAAAAGAGCUUAUGGAUUACUUGGAUAUGGAAGAUGGGCAAGCUUUGUUAGCUUGUAGUGAAGAAUAA
Molecule: messenger RNA, 1002 nt
Organism: Erigeron canadensis
Lineage: Eukaryota; Viridiplantae; Streptophyta; Magnoliopsida; Asterales; Asteraceae
Exons: 3
Coding region: 1-1002 (333 amino acids)
Source: RefSeq, a predicted model, not a curated record